Manis javanica (Malayan pangolin) is the source of this 1519-nucleotide messenger RNA. RefSeq names its product potassium two pore domain channel subfamily K member 17 (gene KCNK17). The record is from RefSeq and is a predicted model, not a curated record. Gene Ontology annotation, molecular function: outward rectifier potassium channel activity; potassium ion leak channel activity. Gene Ontology annotation, biological process: potassium ion transmembrane transport; stabilization of membrane potential. NCBI's taxonomy places the organism in Eukaryota, Metazoa, Chordata, Mammalia, Pholidota, Manidae. Gene Ontology annotation, cellular component: plasma membrane.
CUGGGCACAGGCAGGCGUUGGCUAGAGAAGGGACCAGCCCAACUCCUAGCCUUUGCUUUCUGCCUUAGCCCGAGUCCGUGGCUCCUGGCGCUGGCCUCCCUGCCGCUCCUGCUAAGUCCAGACCACGAGCCCAGAUGGCGCGGGAGGGCAGGGCCCGGGGCUGUAGGGUGCCAGGCACCUUGCUCCUGCUGCUUGCCUACCUGUCUUACUUGGCACUGGGCACGGGCGUGUUUUGGGUGCUGGAAAGCCCCGCGGCACAGGACUCCAGCGCCAGAUUCCAGCACGACAAGUGGGCGCUCCUGCAAAACUUCACGUGCCUGGAUGGCCCGGCGCUGGACUCGCUGAUCCGGGGCAUCGUCAAGGCGUAUCAAAGUGGGGACAUCGUCCUGGGCAAUACCACCAGCAUGGGGCGCUGGGAGCUUAUGGGCUCCUUCUUCUUUUCCGUGUCCACCAUCACCACCAUUGGCUAUGGCAACCUGAGCCCCCACACUCUGGCCGCCCGCCUCUUUUGCAUCGCCUUUGCCCUGGUGGGGAUACCGCUCAACCUCGUGGUGCUCAACCGACUCGGGCAUCUCAUGGAGCGGGGGGUGCACCGCUGUGCCCUCAGGCUGGGGGGUGCCUGGCAGGAUGCAGCCAAGGCCCGGUGGCUGGCAGGCUCCGUUACCCUCCUCUUGGGCCUCCUGCUUUUCCUACUGCUGCCCCCGCUGCUCUUCUGCCGCAUGGAGGGCUGGAGCUACGUGGAGAGCUUCUACUUCGCCUUCAUCACCCUCAGCACCGUGGGCUUUGGUGACUACGUGAUUGGGAUGGACCCCUCCCGGAGGUACCCGCUGUGGUACAAGAACACGGUGUCCCUGUGGAUCCUCUUUGGGAUGGCGUGGCUGGCCCUGAUCAUCAAACUGAUCCUCUCCCUGAUGGAGACCCCAAGGAGAUCGUACUCCUGCUACUACCACAGCUCCAAGGGCAACUUCAAGCCCCAAAGCUGGAGGCAGGGCCCAGAUGGGGAGGCAGAGCCCCACUCUCCACAGCCAGGCUAUCUGGAGGAACCUAUGGGAAUCAUGCAGCAUCCAGAACCCUCUACUCAGGUCUCAUGCUGUAGAGAGGACACCUAGUCAUACUCCAGGAUUUGUUAGUAACAAGACCCCUGAUUUUAAGCUUGGCACAUGGUCACUCAGAUGAAAGACUACAUUUUUUUGUCUUCCUUUAAAGCUAGCGGCAGCUAUUUGCCCAGUAGGAUAUACAGAGAAGUAUCUUUGGGACUUACGGAUGUGACUUGGGAGAUGUGGGGGAUGCUUCUCUUUACUCCUUCCUUCUUCUAGCUGGCUGUUAAGCUGAUUCAGUGGCUGGAGCUCUGGCAGCCAUAUUGCACCAUGAGGUACAGGCCAUUUUUGAGAUUGGUGACACAAUAAGGUAAAAAGAGCUUGGACUCCAGAUGGCUGCAGAGCCACCAUAACAAACCAGAGCUGAAGAUCGCCAAACUUGAUUUAUGUGAAAGAGAAAUAAAUGUCAGUCUUACUUAAAA